Panicum virgatum (switchgrass) is the source of this 1657-nucleotide messenger RNA. RefSeq names its product BTB/POZ and TAZ domain-containing protein 1-like. NCBI's taxonomy places the organism in Eukaryota, Viridiplantae, Streptophyta, Magnoliopsida, Poales, Poaceae. The coding region runs from base 317 to 1360 and encodes 347 amino acids. The record is from RefSeq and is a predicted model, not a curated record. Gene Ontology annotation, molecular function: protein binding. The transcript has 3 exons. Gene Ontology annotation, cellular component: nucleus.
CUGCGACCCCGCGUAUGGCUAGCUGUGUCCUCUGCAGCAGAGAUACCCGCCGCCCACUUCCUCCUCUCCUAUAUAGCUGUCGCUGAGCUCGAGCCGCCGCUCCACCUCCGUAUCCGCUCACCCGCCCGCUCUCUUCCGUUUCGCUGCGUUCCAGGUCCACGAGCCUCGGGACAGUCCAUCCAUCCCCAUCCUCGCGCCGGUUCGUUAAGAUCGCGCUCGCCAGCCUGUCAAGCUUCGAGUCUGAGGCCUCGCCGUUGCGGCCUCGAUCGACCACAGAGAGCGGGCAGGGCCAGGUGGGGUUGGAGGAGAACGAUCCAUGGCGGCGCUGUACGCGGACCUCGACGCCCUCCGGGCGUCGGCGGCCGACGUGCGGAUCGUCACCUCGGACGGCCAGACCAUCGCCGCGCACUCCUACGUCCUCGCCGCGGCGUCGCCGGUGCUGGAGAGGAUGAUCGACGGGGCGCGGCGCGGCGGGCGGGACGGGUGCACCGUCCGCGUCCUCGGCGCGCCCUCCGACGCCGUCCUCGCGUUCCUCCACCUCCUCUACGCCGCCCGGGCGGAGGCGGCCGUGGUGGCCGCGCACGGGCCGCAGCUGCUGGCGCUGGCGCACGCGUACCGCGUCGGGUGGCUCAAGCGCGCCGCCGAGGCGGCCGUGUCGGCGCGCCUCGCCCCGGGCGCCGCCGUCGACAUGCUCAAGCUGGCGGGGCUCUGCGACGCGCCGCGGCUGCGGACCGCGUGCGCGCGCCUGGCCGCCCGGGACCUCGCCGCCGUCGAGGCGUCCGACGGGUGGCGCUUCGCGCGGCGCCACGACCCGGCUUUGGAGCAGGAGCUCCUGCAGCUGCUGGAGGACGCGGCCCGCCGCCGGGAGCGGUGGGCGCGGGGCCGGGCCUCGCGGGAGGCGUACCGCCAGCUCGCCGAGGCCAUGGACUCGCUCGACCGCAUCUUCGCCGCCGCCGACACCGCCGACGACGACGCGUGCCCCGCGGGCGGCGAGCCGUGCGCGAGGAAAGACGGCGCGUGCCAGCAGGGCCUGCGGCUGCUGAUGCGGCACUUCGCCGCCUGCGCGCGCAAGGCCGCGCCGGGCGGGUGCGCGCGGUGCAAGCGCCUUGUGCAGCUCUUCCGCCUCCACGCCUCCGUCUGCGACCGGCCGGAGCAGGGCCAGCCCUGCCGCGUCCCGCUCUGCAGCCAUUUCGCGGCGAGGAUGCAGGCGGAGAAGGCGGACAGGACAUGGCGACUGCUGGCGACGAAGGUGGCGAGGGCCAGGGCGAUGGCCCGGCUGGCGGACCGGCGGGUGCCGGAGGUCGUGGCCAUGUCGUGGGCGAGGUACCUCAGCAGCAGCAAAUGGGCGAAGCUGAGAUGAAGAUCCGCCGCGCGGCGCGGUGCACAAUCGCAGGACCUCGCCAGCUCCGAAUCCUUGCGCAAAUUUUUGGCCGCUGGGCGACGGCAAGAUGCGAUGCCCAGCGUGGCAUUGCCUUGAGCCGGUCCGGGUGGAAAUGCAGGGCGGAGUCGAUUUAGAUAGGAUAGGCUUUGAUGUUUAUUUUUUUUAGACGUGAUCAGGAGGAUAUGUGUGUAUAGUACAAUUUUAUAUACGUACUUAAAUUGGACUUGUAUACAAGAAUUCGUAAGCAAUUUAUUUAUAUUUUCCGAAAACUUUUGG